This is a messenger RNA of Clavispora lusitaniae ATCC 42720, 639 nucleotides long. The record is from RefSeq and is a predicted model, not a curated record. NCBI's taxonomy places the organism in Eukaryota, Fungi, Ascomycota, Pichiomycetes, Serinales, Metschnikowiaceae.
AUGGCAGAAGCGGACGAUGAUCCCCGUACAAUGCGGCACAAAUCGACCGUACAUACGCUGACAGGCGUAGGAGGCGUGCGCCACAUGCUUGACGAAUGCGACUGGGCGCCAACAGGCAUGCUGCUGUGGUAUGCCAGUUGCGCGCACUCUUGCGCAUUGCAAGGUAAUACUUGCGCUAUUGCCGCAGCUCUCGCAUCGUCUAGCGGCAGCUGCUCUUCAACAUGGGCUGGAAUAGGUUGCCCUUCGCUCGGGUCUGGCGAAAUGCAAGGCGCCUUGCGAUGUAGAGGCGGCGCAAACGCCUGUGGUACAGCCUGGUGUUGCGCUUCUAUAAGAAGAUAUUGUGUGUCUGGAGGCAUAUACUGCGUGACACCACUCAUGCCCGUUUCUAUAGGGUCAAAAUGGGCUUUCCGUGGGGCAGACAGCAUUGCCACUGCAUCGUGGUCUACACUUGUAAAUGCCACUAAUGCUGCAAGCGAGUUUGGCGCCAGCGCCAUCGAAUCGUUUUGGAGCAUAGAUGCCAUGUCAAGUCGUGUUUGUGUCGAAGAAGGUGUGGCCAUAGUGUUGGCGGAGUUGACGGAGUUGACGGAGUUAGCAGAGUUGGUGGAACGAACAGAAUUGGUGGAGGUGGAACUUGCGUAG